CACGCAUCAAGUCAAGAAGGCAAUCAAGCAUCGAUCAACUUUCUAUCUAAUCUUAUCAUCGUCAUUCAAAAUAGUCACAUUAGCAGCCAAUCAUGACUUCUAAUCAACUCGAUUUUUCAAAAAAAACUGUGAUCGUCACUGGUGGUGGUGGUGGUUUAGGUAAAUGCUAUGCUCUCUUCUUUGCAUCUCGAGGCGCAAACGUGGUGGUCAACGAUAUGGGCAAACAAGCCGCCGAUCAAGUAGUUUCUGAGAUCAAAUCCAAGGGAAAAGGUAAUGCGGUUGCCAAUUAUGAUAAUGUUAUCGAAGGGCACAAGAUUGUCAAACAAGCCGUUGACGUAUUUGGCUCACUUCAUAUUCUCAUCAACAAUGCGGGUGUCUUGCGUGAUAAGUCUUUCAAGUCAAUGACGGAUCAAGAUUGGGAUACUGUUCAAGCAGUUCAUGUUCAGGGGCCUUAUGCUUGCACUAAGGCUGCCUGGCCGAUCUUCCGCAAGCAAAAGUACGGCCGAAUUGUCAAUACGGCAUCCGCUGCAGGGAUCUAUGGAAACUUUGGGCAAGCCAACUAUUCCGCCGCAAAGCUAUCUCAAGUCACCUUUGCUAAGACCUUGGCUCGCGAGGGGGCAAAAUAUAACAUUGUUGCCAAUGCCAUAGCACCGGUUGCUGCAUCUCAAAUGACAGCAACCAUUAUGCCACCAGAGAUGUUGAAAGAGCUUAAACCUGAGGCUAUCGUUCCACUCGUGGCCUUUCUAGUCUCUGACCAGACCCAAGAAAGUGGACAAAUCUUCGAGGCUGGCGCUGGAUGGUUCGGUAAACUGAGAUGGGAGAGAAGUCGGGGUGCUGUGUUCAAAACAGAUGAUACUUUCACUCCGUCAGCUGUCAUGGCUCGGUUUGACGAGAUCAACAAUUUCGAGAGGGCUGAACACCCAGAAAAUAUCACAGAUGCUAAUUAUCUCGACUUUUUAGAGCAAGCCAAACAGCUAUCAUCGAACAAGCAAUCAUCGAAGCCUCUCAGUUACUCUGGAAAGACUGUGAUAGUGACUGGAGCCGGAAAUGGACUGGGCAGAGCAUAUGCAUUGAUGUAUGGGAAGUUGGGAGCGAAUGUACUGGUGAAUGAUAUGAACAAGGAAGCGGCGGAGAAAGUAGUGGAUGAGAUUAAGAAGCUGGGUGCGAAGGCCGCGAGUAAUGUCGCGUCGGUCGAAGAUGGUGAUGUGGUGGUCAAAGCAGCUCUGGAUAAUUUUGGGGGCGUCCAUGUGAUCAUCAACAACGCCGGUAUACUAAGGGAUAAAAGUUUCAUCGCUAUGUCCGACGCUGAAUGGGAUAUCGUUCAAAAGGUUCAUCUUAGGGGCACCUACAGCGUCUGCCAUGCUGCUUGGCCGAUAUUUCUCAAACAGAAAUACGGCCGAAUCCUCAAUACUACCAGUGCAGUUGGUUUAUACGGGAACUUUGGCCAGGCAAACUACAGCACUGCCAAGGCCGGUAUUCUCGGUUUGUCAAAGACCUUGGCAAUCGAAGGCAGGAAAAACAACAUCUUUUGUAAUACGAUCGCACCGAACGCUGGGACCUCCAUGACAGCUACCAUCUGGCCAGCAGAGAUGGUACAAGCAUUCAAGCCUGAGUUUGUGGCUCCAUUGGUUGGUUAUCUUACUAGCGAGGCGAAUCAGGAAGCUACUGGCCAACUGUAUGAAGUUAGUGGUGGAUGGUGUGCUGCGGUCAGAUGGCAACGGUCCUAUGGACACUCGUUCCCAGCUGGAGCUGUCACCCCCGAAAAGCUCAUAGCCAAGUGGGAUCAAGUGACAAAGUUUGACCAAAACGCCACUUAUCCGACCUCGACGUCAGAGUCUAUCGAGCAGAUCAUGGCCAACUUUGGAGCGGAUUCCGAAUCGAGCGCUCCGCCUAGUGAAUCUGAUACUCCUCAGAUGGACGAUUACGCAGACCCGGAAGACUCAGAAGUCGUGGCUCGAGCUAAAAAGGAGACGAUUGAUCCGAUUGAACUUCCUUACACCGAACGAGAUUGUAUCUUGUACAACUUGGGUGUAGGUGCGACCGAAAAGGAAUUGAAAUAUGUGUUUGAAGGCAGUUCCGACUUUCAAGUCAUUCCUACCUAUGGAGUGAUUGCUUUCAACGAGGCCUGCAAGCAGCUGCCAUUCGAUUGGCUUCCUAACUUUAACCCGAUGAUGUUGUUACACGGUGAACAAUACCUGGCCAUCAAAACGCGUGAGAUUCCGACCUCCGGGACCUUAGUCAAUCAUGCACGAAUUCUUGAAGCAACAGAUAAGGGUAAAGCUGCGUCAGUAGUGGUCAUAGUUCAUACCUAUGAUAAGGAUAGUGGGACUUUGUUAUUUGAAAAUCAAGGAACCCUCUUCAUUCGAGGUUCAGGUGGGUUCGGAGGUAAAAAAGUAGGAAAAGACCGAGGAGCGGCAACGGCCUUGAACAAACCACCAAACCGAGCACCAGAUGCGAUUUCGAUUGCAAAGACCGAUUCAAAUCAAGCUGCAUUAUAUAGAUUGAGUGGAGAUAGUAAUCCAUUACAUAUAGAUCCAGAAUUUGCAGCGGUCGGAGGAUUCAAAUCUCCAAUCUUACAUGGACUUUGUUUUUUUGGAUUUGCAGCAAAGGCGGUAAUGGAGAAAUUUGGCAAGAUUUCCGAUGUAAAAGCAAGGUUUGUGGGGUCCGUUUACCCGGGUGAAACACUUGAGACAAUGAUGUGGAAGGAGGAUAAGAAGGUGAUCUUUGUGAUGAAAUGUAAGGAGAGAGAUUCAGUAGUAUUGGCAAGUUCAGCGGCCACCUUAUUUUAAAAACCAAAUCUUUUCGUUUCUAUUGAAAGGACUUGGAUGUAAUUUAUGAUGAUGAUCGGGAAGAUAUUUGUUGUAAUAUCUAAUCAAGAUGUGAUAUGUCAAAAUCAAAACUAUCAGUGAUCAUGUUUUUUCCUUAUUUUUAUAAUGGUGUCUUUAUUUUCAUGUUGUUGAACUGUAUUAUGAUGAUGGUUUGAUUUUACAGUUGUAUGAACAAAUCUGAAGUGCAAUGAUAAAAAGAAACAAUUGAUGUAUAGCC
Molecule: messenger RNA, 3045 nt
Organism: Melampsora larici-populina 98AG31
Lineage: Eukaryota; Fungi; Basidiomycota; Pucciniomycetes; Pucciniales; Melampsoraceae
Exons: 11
Coding region: 93-2789 (898 amino acids)
Molecular function (GO): oxidoreductase activity
Source: RefSeq, a predicted model, not a curated record